This is a messenger RNA of Peromyscus californicus insignis, 3045 nucleotides long. It is a transcript of the gene Cirsr, whose product is annotated as corepressor interacting with RBPJ, CIR1. Gene Ontology annotation, molecular function: transcription corepressor activity. Gene Ontology annotation, cellular component: nucleus. The transcript is spliced from 10 exons. NCBI's taxonomy places the organism in Eukaryota, Metazoa, Chordata, Mammalia, Rodentia, Cricetidae. Bases 74 to 1417 code for a protein of 447 amino acids. The record is from RefSeq and is a predicted model, not a curated record. Gene Ontology annotation, biological process: negative regulation of DNA-templated transcription.
CCGGUGACGUUCCCGGAGUUUGUUUACGUCCCUCUCAGACUUAGCGCCGGGCUCCUCCAUCUCGGACUCCAAGAUGGGGAAGUCGUUCGCCAAUUUCAUGUGCAAAAAGGACUUCCACCCUGCGUCCAAAUCCAACAUCAAGAAGGUAUGGAUGGCAGAACAGAAAAUAUCAUAUGAUAAAAAGAAACAAGAAGAAUUAAUGCAACAGUACCUUAAAGAACAAGAGUCAUAUGAUAACAGAUUGCUUAUGGGAGAUGAGCGUGUAAAGAAUGGCCUGAAUUUCAUGUAUGAGGCCCCACCAGGAGUUAAAAAAGAAAACAAAGAGAAAGAAGAAACGGAAGGAGAGACAGAAUACAAGUUUGAAUGGCAGAAAGGUGCUCCGAGAGAAAAAUAUGCCAAAGAUGACAUGAACAUCAGAGAUCAGCCCUUUGGUAUUCAGGUUCGAAAUGUCAGGUGUAUUAAAUGUCACAAGUGGGGUCAUGUGAACACAGAUCGAGAAUGUCCCUUGUUUGGUCUUUCUGGAAUCAAUGCAAGUUCUGUUCCUACUGAUGGCUCAGGGCCGUCGAUGCACCCCUCGGAGCUAAUAGCGGAGAUGAGAAACAGUGGGUUUGCACUGAAACGAAAUGUACUGGGGAGAAACUUGACCGCAAAUGAUCCAUCACAGGACUAUGUUGCGAGUGACGGUGAAGAAGACCCUGAAGUUGAGUUCUUAAAGUCUCUGACAACCAAACAGAAGCAGAAGCUACUCAGGAAAUUGGAUAGACUUGAAAAGAAAAAAAAGAAAAGGAAAUGUGAUAAGAAAAAGAAGAAGUUACAGAAGAACAGAAGUAAACACAAAAAACAUAAAAACAAAUCCCCUUCCUCCUCCUCCUCCUCCUCUUCCUCCUCCUCCUCCUCCUCCUCCUCCUCCUCCUCUUCCUCCUCUGACACUUCAGAAAGCAGCAUCGAGAGUGACAGCAAGGAAAAGACGAGAGAGAAGGAGAAGAGGAAGAAAAAGAGGAAAACCAAAAGUUCAGGAAGUAAAGCUAAUGACUCUAAAGAGGACACGUCUAAGAACAAACUUCACGAAGAACUUUCUAGCAGUCACAGCGACAGAGGAAAAGCCAAGGAAAAGUUAAGGCUUCUAAAACGAGAGAGUUUUGGGGAGAAUAGCAAAGAUGUCCACUCUGGUUCUGACCGAAAGUCCGGAAGCCAUCGUCAUAGUCCAGAGAGGAAAGGGUCUGACAGAAACGGGGGAGUCCGAAGUCACCACAGGGCUGAGAGCAGCAGCAGGAGAAGCCGGAGCAGGAGUCCUGGUGGUCACAGGCAAAGGGAGAUGAGGAACUGGCCACCGUGGAGUCCUAAUGAAGAGCGGACCAGGAGAAAAGACACCAGAAACCAUGGCGACGGUGAAUACAGAAGAGACAGUGCACGGUGAGCACCCAGGAGGUAGAGGGAACGGCGGAGGGACAGCUGCCUGGGAGAAAGGACUCCAUUUUUUUACUGAAUGUCUUCAGCAAGGGCUAACUUGCACAUUAGUAUCUAAUAAAAAAGAGUCUCUUAAUUUUCCAUCUCCAUAAAUUGUCAUUUCAAGUGUGACAGCGCCUGAGUACCACAAGGUUGAGUUCGCAGGUAUUUGUAGGGACUCUGUUUAGAGGAUAGAAAGUUGUCUCUGUUGGUAGCUGUUUCUUAUACCUUGUACCAGAUUUAAAAUAUGUAAGUCAUUGUGAUUUUGUUGUUUUGAAAUACCAUUAAAACAGUGACAACCUUGAAUGAUUAUCAAUUCAAAUUUGUUAUUUUAAGAUUUGAAUUUACUUGAAGCAAAAUGUAAUUGAUGAAAUUCAGUAGAGUAAAUAAAACACUGGCUAUCAACCAGUAUUUCCUUAAGACUUAAAACCCUGUAUUUUUGUCUGCAGAGUAUGAUAUUAGUAAUUGAAUGUCCUCUUACUUGUCCAUGUUGGCAUACAAAAUUACUUGAAACUUAACAGUUGUGAAAAUCAGAAUUCUGACAUAGGUCUCACUAGGAUAAAGUGAAGUCAUAAGCAGAACUGUCUCCCUUCUGUGCAGCCAGGCUUGGCAUCUGGCUCCCUUUUCUGCAGUUCAAGGCUAACAGAGGAGGCAAGUCUUUCCUACAUCUGGUCACCCUGACACCAAGUCUGCAUCCUUCUUCCACUUGGUAAGGACCCUUGGGAGUACAGUGGGUCCACCUGACGAGUCCAGAAUGAUCUCCACACUUAAGAUCAGCUGAUCUGAACCGUAAUUUAUCUGCACCUGCAAUUUUCCUUUUUCAUAUAAUGUACCAUAUUCACAGGUACCAGGCCUUGGAGACAUAUAUAUCUUUUGGUGAAUGGUUAUUCUGCCUACCGCAAUAGCCUUUCUGAUGUUAGACAUUACAAGUUGUUGUUUUUCUGAAAGGUAAAACAUUUAUAUUACAAAAUACAAAGAAACAAUAUAAACUAGAUAUAUUUUACUUAAAAGUUGGAGGGGGUCCUCUUCUUUGAAACAGGGUCUCACUAUCACCGUGUAGCCCUUGCUAGCCUGGAGCUCACUAUGUAGACCAAGCCAAUAUAUAAAAUGGUUUCAUUUGUUGUUGUUUUUUUAAAUUUAGCUACAAUUUUUGCUAUAUGUGCCAAAGAAUUAGUAAAGGAAAACUGGAAAUUUUUAAUGCAAAUUACAGAUACCAUGCAGUUCAAUUUUUUUUUCCUAUUGUGAAUGUAUUAAAUAUUUCUUUUAUCAGGGUUUCACUUUUUUAAAGCAUCCCUCAGUUAGUACAAAAAUACUGAUUUUGAUGGCGGUCACAGUUUCCAAGUUCUGAAGAAAAUAGAUUUGAAAGGAGUUAAAACUACUCCAUGUCUACUCCUUGACUAUGUACAGGGAAGCAGCUGGCCUGUGAUGUAGCUGUGUUGACGAUGUAAAUAGCCCUUUGAUUAUGCAGACGGAGGAAACUGGAGAGGAACUGAGCUCCUUCACACAUCCUCUAAUGUCUUCCAGCUCACCUCAGAGAUCCUGCUCCUUCACUUUAAAAAGCAUGCAUUUGAAAUUGAUAAAGGCUAAUUUACACCCUGA